Messenger RNA from Polyodon spathula (Mississippi paddlefish), 2606 nucleotides. RefSeq names its product RNA pseudouridine synthase domain containing 1 (gene rpusd1). The record is from RefSeq and is a predicted model, not a curated record. Bases 219 to 1139 code for a protein of 306 amino acids. NCBI's taxonomy places the organism in Eukaryota, Metazoa, Chordata, Actinopteri, Acipenseriformes, Polyodontidae. The transcript is spliced from 5 exons. Gene Ontology annotation, molecular function: RNA binding; pseudouridine synthase activity. Gene Ontology annotation, biological process: pseudouridine synthesis.
ACAAAUAUUCAAUUAUAAUAAGCAUCUAUCCUGUAGUUAUUAUUUUAUUAUAGUAAAUAUAUCAUACUGAAUAAUGCAAAACGUCAGCCAAACAAUAUUGGUAGUACCCACGUGUUGUGGCGAACCUUUGUUUUUAUUUUACAUUUAUGCAGCUGCCUUACCUAUUGGUGUGUGAUUGUGUUAUUGCCAUGUGAUUUUGUUUUAACAGGACCCCUCCCAUGAUGGAGCCGGCCAACAUCGAUAACCUGUGUAUUCUGUACCAGAGCUCCAACUUCAUCGUGGUGAACAAGCACUGGGACAUCCGUAUCGACAGCAAGAUGUGGUACGAGAAGCAGACUGUCCAGAGCCAACUCAAACAGAGGUUCCCCGAGCUAGCAGACCCAGACACGUACUACGGGUUCAGAUUUUGCCACCAGCUGGACUUCUCCACCAGUGGUGCUCUAUGUGUUGCUCUGAAUAAGAGCGCUGCUGGGAAGGCCUACAGGUGUUUCAAAGAGCGGUUGGUCACCAAGGCCUACCUUGCGCUGGUGAGGGGGCAUGUGAAAAGUAGCAGGAUGACUGUUGAUUAUGCGAUUGGUAAAAACACUACAGAGGGAAUGACACACAUGAUGUGUAUUGAAGGAACACACGGUUGUGAGAAUCCCAAGCCAUGUCAAACUGAGCUGAUCGUCUUGGAAUAUGGAACUUAUGAUGGAGACCCAGUGACGAAAAUUCUGCUGAAGCCCUUAACAGGCAGGACCCACCAGCUGAGAGUGCAUUGCAGCGCCAUCGGGCAUCCCAUUGUGGGCGACUUCACCUACAGUCUGAAGAAGGACUGUGCGCCAUACCGCAUGAUGCUGCACGCCUACUUCCUGCGCAUCCCCAUGGAGGCAGAGCCAACUGAGGUCACGGCCUGUGACCCCUUCCUGACCUCCAUUGACCCCAAGUGGGUCCCAGAACGAAGGGAGCAGAAGCUGGAGAGGCUUGUCCAGGAGCUAAAGGACCAGGAUGUGGCGGAUCAGGACCUGGCUGAGGAACACAGGAGACAAAAAGAGCUGCUGACGAAACAAGAUCAGGGCAGAGCUGAGAACAACGUCAUGGAGAGCGAGGAGCAGAGGGUGCAGUGUGAGCAGUGGCUGGCUGAGUGGACAUUAGAUUAAAUAAUUGAGCACAACAUGCUGCGUAUGCCUAAAGGGUGAAUGGCCCUGGUGGCCGCCCCUUAGAGGUCAAAGGCAGUAACGGUUACAGCAUUUCCAUCAACUAGCUUGUUGGAUUUUGAUGUUACAGAUUGGACUAUGGUAGUUGGUAUAAGUGUAAUCCACAGUUCUGAGAGACAAACAGGCAGGUUUACCCCAUUUUUAUCAAGCGUACUCUAAAUAAUAUGUCCUAUUAGGCACUGUGACCACCUAACCCAUAUGUGCGUGUUACAGCUGGUUUCCCUGAUCCUGAUUAGCACUAAUCUUGGAUUACCUAAUGUUGCCUUAGGUAAGGUGGUACAAGAUAUUUUCUGAAACCAGACAGAUUAUCCUCCAAACCGUUGAAUUAUUCCCUUUUCUUGGAGGAUAGUUCUGCUAUAACUGCAGUUGACCUGUGUGGGUACUACAGUUACUGUCUUACCUUAAGGCAGCAUAUAUGGAUCUGUUAUGCAUUAUAUAUUGAAGUCAUGCUAAAAACAGCAGAUAAUUCAAUGAGUAUUUUGAAAACUGAUUACAUGUUCUAUUGAACGAAGCAGUUUUGCAGAAUAUUUGUGUUUUAGAUUUUGACAUACCUGUGGAUUCAGACCUCUACUGUGUCCUUUUCACUGAUACCUCCUUGCAGCUAUUUUAUAUGCGCAGUUGGUUGAUUUCGGGCAGAACUAGUGACAAUUUAAUAUUUUUGAAGUUAAUGUUGUAUAAUUCUUUUUAACGUGGAAGAGACAGUGCUUCAAUCCACAUUUUAUCAAUUUUGCCCCAUUUUAUUUUUAUUUUUUACUUUUCAGUGUAAAUUACAUUGACGCCCACAUUGCAGUCACUACAGUUUCACAACUUCCCCAGUUUUUCUUUUUUAUAAAAAUUUUAAAAAGGUUUGCAAUCCUGCUGCUUAGAGACUUGUUGUUUAUUUGUUCUUUUUUUAAAUAAGGCAUUAUUUUUCCUUGGGAGGUUAAAAUAAUGCAUGAAAGCAAUAGAAAAAGACCUUUUUCCACAGCCAAAAUACAACUUUCAGCAGUAACAUUUACCAUAUUUGGUUGACUAAAGUGUUUGUUGGGGCACCAUGGAAGUACACUUUUAUCAUUUUCUUUAUGUUAAGUUAUUAGUGUAUUCGUUUGUGAUAAUGUUUGUUUAUUCAGCCCUGCACCUUAUGUGAUUAGCAGCUCCACAGGAACUCUUGAGAAUUUUACACACAGAACCUUUGCACAUUCCUCAUUCCUCUAGGGCGGCUUGGGGUGAUCAAAUAAAAGGCAAUUUUAGCCAAACAUGACGCCUGAUUCUUACUGCAAUUACUUGAGUGUUAUGUUUUUCUAUUAACUUUUUUAUACUUUCAGUGUGACGGUUCUCUGAACUGAGUGCGGAACUGCUGACACUGCUGUGCAGAGAAGUAAAAACAAAACACAGUAUUUGAGAUUAAGAACAUAAGAAAGUUUACAAACG